Messenger RNA from Ilex paraguariensis (yerba mate), 219 nucleotides. NCBI's taxonomy places the organism in Eukaryota, Viridiplantae, Streptophyta, Magnoliopsida, Aquifoliales, Aquifoliaceae. The record is from the annotation of a GenBank genome assembly.
AUGGCUGAGUCGAUGCUUAGUGAAUGGAUAAUAAUAACACAAGGUGGGCAGAGAGUUAUUGUACAGGAAAAGGAUGAGAAUCAGGAUCACUUGGUAGAAAAUGUAGUUACUAUUCAGGGAUUGACAUCUUCGGGAUAUUUAUUAGCCAUUGGCGAGGACGGUCAUAUGUGCGAGCUUCAUCCAGAUGGCAAUAGGUAUCAUAUCAAAUAUUUUCACUAG